Messenger RNA from Triticum turgidum subsp. durum (durum wheat), 213 nucleotides. The record is from the annotation of a GenBank genome assembly. NCBI's taxonomy places the organism in Eukaryota, Viridiplantae, Streptophyta, Magnoliopsida, Poales, Poaceae.
AUGUACGUAUUUUGGGUUUGCUGGGCUUUCAUUUGGAAAGUUUCGGGUGUGCCACAGAACCCUACCAGAAAAGGCGGCAGCACCGAGCUGAACUUGAACCUCGGUUUGGAGGACCCGGAUGAUGACAGCGACGCUGAUUUGAGCCCAGACGAACAGCGUGACAUGGGCAGCACCCCGCGUUCGGAGAACCGACUGAAGAGGAAAGUGUUUUAA